Marchantia polymorpha subsp. ruderalis is the source of this 3743-nucleotide messenger RNA. Lineage: Eukaryota; Viridiplantae; Streptophyta; Marchantiopsida; Marchantiales; Marchantiaceae. The record is from the annotation of a GenBank genome assembly.
CGUCGACCUCGUCGUCAUCCAGUUAUGAGCAGCAGCAGCAGCAGCAGCAGCAGGGCCCUGGAACUUUGUCGUAUCGAGCACCAUUUGUCGUGUGAUACGAACAUUCUAUUUGCCGAGAAACACGAUCCGCGUUAGUCGGACUUGUCGACCGAAAGAGCAGAGAGAGCAGAGAAGAGGAAGAAUGGCGAGGAGAGGCGGCUACAUUAGGGCGAGUAGAUGAUGCUAGGGAGCACGACAACCUACGGGGGCAAACAGCCAAAGAGCAUACUGGAGGCCGAGAUCAUGCGUACCUACAAUUCUUCAGGUACGUACUGGCUUUGCUUGGCCAAGAGGACGAUCGUUCACACCAUUCGCACACAGCCGGUUCGUGAAAUCCAGACCAACCUGCGGGCGGCAGGGGCAGGCCUUUUCUCACCAGCCUAGGCGGCCGAAUCCGCAAUCCGUUGAAGUGGUCACUCGUCCAUGCCUGGGAUCGCUCCAAAAGAUACGUGCUUCUGUGAGUGGUCAUAAACCCCUGCAUUACGGUACCUUUUGUUGGUCAGACUGUGUACAGAUCCAGGACUCAGUUAUGGUAUCGCCCUUGUAUCGCACGGUGUGGGUCAUUCCCAUCUUUAUGUCUGAGUUCUGCGCUGCUGCUGCUGCGAGCUUGGUUUCUCGGGCCUACUCGAGCAGACGUGGGUCGAAGACCUCUGCUUCAGUCCGUCCAUUUCUGCCUUUUGAUCACCGCACAGUGCAGUGCAUAAGCGCGAAGGUUGUGAUGCAAUGGCAGAGGCCGGCUGAGGCAUUCCCUAUGGAUUCCUCACAUCACCUUCGUCCUGUCGAUGAUGAAAGUCUAGAUCUACAUCCUAACGGAUACCGAAACAGAAUGGUACAAAGUAGUACUGUGGCCUAGGUGGGGGGAGGGGUAACUGAAGAAGGAGAAGGAGGAGGAGGAGAAGAAGAAAGGACUCAUCAGGAAGUUGUUGUUUGGAGCAGAGUAUAGGAGGAAUUUGAACGCAACCAGAAAUAGAGGGAGUAAGACCAUCCAUCUUGAUCAGCCUUUCAGGUAGUCAAAAGGAUGAGUGGUCAUGAUCACUGAGCAUAAUUGGUAGCGUGUCGUACCUGUAAUUACAUCUGUUUGCCUUUUUCGGGUCAGUGUCGGAUUCCUCGAUGCUCUCAUGUCCUUAUCGGCCCAACUGGUACCGUUGUUCCCUCUUCUGAACACUAACCGUUUAACAGCGAUCCUGCUGAUCCACAUCUUGCAGUUGUGGAUCCUUUUUCGCCAAAUCGGCUUACAACAAUUCAACUGCAACUUCCAUCUCUUCCCGAAGCUACCACAAUAACUCCCCAUCAAUUGAUUCUCCUCACUACCUUGAACUGAGGGAACAUUGCAAAUUACAUUGCGCACUCGAAGGUGUCUGUAAUGUUCGAACAUCAUCAUGCGCACAGUCAGUAGUACUGACUCCGUUUGUGAAGCGAGAAUCACGGAUGUACAUGACCAGCUAAACACGAAGGUUCCACUCUCCUCUUAUAUGACGAGCAAACUUGGGCGGAGAGGCUUACGUCGAUGGAAAACGAUAUUGUUCUGUCUGUGUACUGGUCUCCUCAUGAAGCAGUCUAUUACUUACUUCAGACAUCUACAGUCAACAAACUCUUCACUUUGAUUCCAAGGACCGAAUGACAUAUACAUCCUGAGUUUAUCAAAUCGAUUGCUAGCAAUAGAAGGCAUGAAGGACACAAAUCUCCAGAAGAGGCAAGCAGCAUGCUUAUUAAUUGAAAGAUCUAAAAGAAUUGCACAAGUCCAGAGGGGUGGGCGUGGUGGAGCUCAAAGGACAUAGAGUUUACGUUAUGGAUGUUGCUGCAAGCAAGAAUGGGUGUUCCAGAGGUGUAACAUCUACUUACAGCCAGUACUUCAGAGAAGCUGUGGUUACAGAAAUACGCCUUGAAGUACAGAUCCCAUCUCGCGAAUAUAUGAGCUUCAGCGUUGAUUCGGAGCUUCGUAUGGGUACAACAAGUUCAUGGUCGAGUUAAUGUUUUCAUGGAGGAGAACAAUCACUGCUUGAAAUGUAAGAGGCAAGCAAUAGCAGGGUGUCAUGUGCCUCAAAAUGAGGUUUUGGAACAAAGUGAUGACUUGACUCGAAACUGGAAUCAAAGACACUGACCAUCCAAGCAUUUGCACUCACUCAUCGUGGGCAAUCAAUUCUCUUCUUCGGGCUCCUUGAAUCUCUCAGAUACAUGUAUGUGGGCACAAUAGACGACACUCAGACGUCGUUUUGCAUGCGAUGUCGCCUUCCUCAUCCCCAUAGCACUUGGAAUCGGCAAGUCAACAGCUCGCAACUUAAGAUCUUCGAAAUCUCUGAGGGAGAUAACCUUGUGGCCUUCAUGUCCUCUUCUUUUUCCGCCUUAUCCACCACAUUCUCCAUCAACUGCCGAACGAGCUCAUGUUCGCAGCCAUGUGGUUCGACUCCAAAAGCUUUGGAACGAACGAGUGUUCGAUCCUCGAUGUUAUAUUUGUGGGUUUCGUCAAGCUUUGUUUAUCUUCCAAAGCACGUGAUAAACAUAAAUUAGUAGUUUGACUAUGAAUGGAGCAAAACACUUGUCUUCGGCGCAAAUUUGGGUGUUUUGACUUUCGCAAGUUUAUCGGCCUUUGUAAAUCGUCUGCACAUGCACACCUCGUUCAAAGAUAGUAAGGAAAGCAGAUGUGCGUGCUCAUCACGUGGAGUUUGAUGGAAAGAUUAGCGAAGGUGGCAUUUGAUCUCACAUUCACGUUGCAAAUUGAAGGAGUAGUUUCCAGUUCCGACAUGGCAUCAUCGCACGAGAAAUGUAGCUUAACUCGAGCACCUAUGAUUGACGUGAGAAUACGGUGAACUGUCGAGCAGCUCACUGUGCCUGUGCCGAGAUGCUCUGCCAAAGAGGCCAAGGAUAAAUAUGUACUGCAUAUCGUUAUGUAGAAACUUGUGCAAAGGAACAUUACUGUACUUAAUUAGAUGCCGAAAAUAAUGUGGGGUUACUUGCGGAUUAUCAUUCCCGAGCAUCAGAGAGAGAACAUUUCGUGGGAUCGAGACUGCUGCGGCGGGAGCGGGUUCGAGAAGAGGAUUGAGGUUACCGGAUCCCACCAGAGUUAAUGGGAACUCGAACGAUGCCACCGACGUUGAAACCAACCAUUGAAACCAUGCGUAAGAUGGGAAGCCUCGACCUGUCAGAUGAAGAGCUUCAGUACAUAUGGUUCAUCAAGAACAGCGUGUAAGAGCAUGUCCAGUUUCUCGAAGACAUCAAAACACAGUCGCUGUCAUAAAUGGUGCAUAUUUAAACAGCAACAGGUAAGCGUGAUGGAUGUGAUGAAUGAGCUCAUUGGUGUGCGCCCGUCGCUUGCCGAGGGGAACUGGAAUGUGAAGUAGUGACGACGAGCGUAUAUUCACCGAACCGUUGCAUUGAUUGCCAGCAGACGGAAAAGCUGGAUCUUUUGUACCGACACGAGUAAAGUGACAAGGAGCUCAUCAUCUGGGGGCCUUGCGGGCACUCCGUCACGAGGGAUGGUCCAUGGUGCAUUUCCAUACAAGAAACCCGCAAAGGUGUGUCGACUUUCACUUUCUGAACUGAAUCACGAUCCAUGUGAGUCGGUACACCAUUUGCAUCCAUCAGCCCAAACUGCAUAUAGCAAAGGUUGAUGUCGAGUACAGUAACUAAUAGUAUUGCCUCCUCCGACUUACACCGUUGCCCAAAGUAAGAGUUGAAUGUACCUUAAUCCACACACUUGGAAGGAU